AUGAUUGGCAGGGGUCAUGGUGGCGAGGCCAAUGGGAGCUAUUCUUGGCCCGAUGGCGAUGAUGUGCAAGAGCGGGCACGAGAUGCCCCACCGCAGCAGGAAGCUCCGGACGAGCAAGGCCGUCGCCGGGCUUCUUUUCAGUCUACGACGGUGACAGACGACUUGUCAGCAGAGGCGGCUGAGGACACCAAAGAGUCUAGUGAUGCGGGCAGCCAGUCUAAGGUCAAUCCGAAGACUGGCAAGGACCACGUCCCAGAGUACGAUGGAAAGGCCCCUAUGCGUGAUUAUGAACGGCGUGUUCGUUUGUUUGAAAGUGCCACGGGGAUCGACCCUUGCUACAGGGCCCAGAAGCUCAUGGAGCGUUUGUCCGGGGCGGCAUGGACGGAGACCGAGGGCUUGGAGCUUCAGGAUUUGAAACAUGAACAGGGAGUUCAGAGACUCCUCAAGCACCUUUAUCAGGAGCUGGAGCCCCUCGAGCAUCUUCGCGUGUUCAGCACCUUGACGGAGUUCUAUCGGGAUUUCAAGAGGACCGCGGGGCAAGAGUUUGUCGCCUACGACAUGGAGUUUCGUACCCACCUGAAGCGCCUGGAGGACAUUGGCGCCAAGCUGGAGGGCCUCACGAAGGCGUACUGGUUCUUGGAGAAGGCCAGUCUUUCUAGUGAUCUUCGCAAACAAGUUAUAUCAGCAUCGGGGGGCGAGUAUGACUAUGCCAAGCUUCGGAAGGCCCUGAUGGCUAUAGUGCCGAAAGUCAGACGUGAUGAAGAGCCGGCGAGUACGACCAGGACACCCUUUCGACAGUGGAAGGGCAAAGGCGGUAAUCCUCGUCAAGUGAAUGCAACCACCGAGGACGAUCAAGAUCGAGAAGAUGGCGAGGACGAGGAAGUCGAGCAGGCCCAUCCGGAGGAGUUGGAGGGUGAGUUGGAAGUGCUUUUGACGCAGGCCGCUCGCAAACGAGCGGAAAUAGAGAAAGCUCGAGGAUUCUCUCGAGGAGAAUCUGGACAGGCCAGGGAAUCUAGAAUAAAGGAGAUGAAGUCACGGAUGGCUUGUAGCGCGUGUCGUGCACACGGCAAGACCGUUUUUGGCCACUGGCACAGCGACGCGGAGUGCCCCUAUAACACCAAGAAGAACAGUCAGGACGGCAGUCGCGUGCUUGCGGUGGUCAACGAAGAGUUAAGCGACAGUGAGGAUGAUGAUUUGGUGCUCCCAUCGAAUGUCUACCUGGCCACCUCAGCAGCUCAUGAGGGAAGUGAUGAAGACCAGGCCCCAUGUGCAGAGGUGUGUGCAAACGUACAUGUAGCAUCCAGCGGGGAACCUCGGCGAGAGACUCUCGCUCUUAGUGAUACGUGUUGCGCGAGGACGGUGGCAGGGCUUCGAUGGAUCGAGAGACAUGUGGCUCUCCUUCGACAGCGGGGAGAAUCGGUUUUCACUGUCGACGAGGCUCGACCAUUUCGGUUCGGCGGAGGCCCGGGGAUUUCCUCGACACAUGCGGUGAUCAUGCCGAUUCAACUUGAGGGCUCGAAGAGGGCGGCUACCAUUCGGGUGAGCGUUGUUGACCAGGAGAUUCCUCUCUUGUUGAGCAAAGCCGUCUUGAAGCAGAUGGGGAUGGUCAUGGACUUGGAGAGAGGGACAGUUGAGUUUAACAAUUUGCACACAAAAGUUCCACUCAGGGAGACCAAAGCGGGUUUAUGUGGGUUCCAGAUCAACAACGAGCCUACCGGAAGAAGGCUGGAUCAUCCUCCACAUGAGCUCGUAAAUGAUGAGAGAGAGAUUUUCAUCGAUUCCCAACACAUCGAUGAGCAGGUUUGCGUGGUCCAAGGGUCGGCUUGCUCCGACCAGACCAAUCCGGUCCAAGGGUCGGCGUGCUCCGACCAGACCACUCAGAAGGUGCGAGCUACCAGAGAGAGUGUCAGGUGGUGUGAAGAAUUAGCCCGCAAACUGUAUCGCGACAACAACUUCAGCUCUGAAGCCCUUCUACAGUUGGCGAGGUCGUUGCCCAUCCGGCAUUCGAAGCGCCAUCGGGACAUCAACGAUGGGCCAGGACGGGGAAAUGAAGCAUGGGUGGCAGGGCUAUAUUCCCAUGGAGGCUGGACAGGUGUGACUAAGCGGACUACUCGGUACCCCAAUGUCGUGCGUUACUUGAACAUGUUCAUGAGAAGUCACACUGAUGCUUCAUGGACAUCACUGGCCCUCCUGAAAAACGUCUCCACCGAUAUCCAUGUUGACUCCCACAAUCGCAAGGACACAUCUACCACGACGUGCACGUUCGGCAACUUCACAGGAGGCCAAUUGUGGGUGGCAAGUGCAGGGGUUGAGUCAGAUGCAUGUGUGUGGAAACAGAGCAAGGAUGGAGAGUGGAUGAAGGGGAGACUCAUUGAGACGUAUCAACGUCCCACCCAGCUCAGUCCUCAUAUUCCGCAUGCCACACAUGAGUGGGAAGGAGAAAGGUGGUGUUUGUCAGUUUACACCACAAGAACGGCGGCCCAGGUCGAUUCAGACACUAUGAGAGCUUUGGAGAAGCUCAAAUUUCCAAUUCGAAGAGCGGCGGCUUCCAGGACCUUUGGGGAGAAGCGGCAUGUUACAUUCAUGUCGUCAAAUCACCAAGAGCCGCAGCAAAGUUGUGAUGACAUGGAUGUGGAUGAUGCAGAUGAAGCAAUCCUCUUCCUGGGACUGAGCAUGGCGACGAUCUUGGCACCCAAGAAGAAGGAAGAGUAUGUCAUGGCGGUUGCGAAGUUGGACUUGCAAGGACUUCGGGAGCUCUACUCGAGCCGCGUGGUCGACGACCUUGGAAGGGACCAGGAUCAUCACUGGGCUCGAUGGUCCCGCAGCCAAGUGAUCAUGCAGAUCGAGAUGUGGGCAGCGGACGCUGCAGAGGCUACCCAGAUGGACCGCGACUUGGAGAUGACAGCACUGGGACCACUCUGUACCCUCUGCCAUAUCCCGAUGAUCGAGAGAACCAAUCGGUUGACGAAAGAACCGUUCUGGGGUUGCAGACGGUUCCCCGUUUGCAAGACGACCCUCCCGUACCUGUACGAUGGAAGGGCCACGAAACAGGUGCAGGAGGAGCUCCAGGCCAAAGCCAAGCAGGACAUGAUCAACCAGGAGAGGGGCAAGCCUCUCAUGCAUCGGGAGCGGCCAAAGCCCAGGCGGGCCAAGGAGGACCAAGGCGGCGCACAGGCCUCUUCGGAUGGCUCAUGGGUGAAGACCGGACCGAUCAAGAUCGACCACGACACGGAGUCGUCCCAGGACGAGAGCGGCGAGCCCAAGAUCAACACCAACUUGACGCCGGAGGAGGCCGAGCUGAUCCAGCAGAUGCGAGUUCAGAAGAAGGCUCAGACUGCAUGCAAUCCAGCCAAGCAGCCUUUGAGCAAAGAUGAGAUUAGGCUGCUUGGGAAUGCUCGGGCGAUGAUCGCUGGAGUGUUCAUUGCAUCAACCGCGUUGGCAGGCAAGAAUGUCGAGACUGGGGAUAGCCUAGGGAAUCAGCUGACACGCUUCGACGGGACAUCGCAAGGGCCAUAUGUCGAGGCUACGCUACUUAUUUGCGAGACGUGGAUCCAGGGUGAUGCGAUGGAUGAAGAUGAUGGUGAUGAAGAGCUCAUUCCCGACCUGGAGGAGCCCCAUGGUGAUCAGAGAGAUCAUCAUAUGGAAGAUCAGGUGCCAGUGGGAAGGCGCCUCAGUGAGGCAAUUCGCCAAGGCCUGAUAAAGGUUCAGCUGGAUUGUGUGUGCAUUCGAGAUGCGAACAAGGAGAAUCACUGGGGAUGGUGUAAAUGGGCUGGGCCACCCAUGCGGGUGACCACCGACCUGGAAGGAGGAUUCGUAGGAACUGCUCAUUUCCAGGCCGGGAAGAUUGAACGUCAUAACCAAACGAUCAAAGAUAUGAUGUUCGCGACUAUCCGACAGACUAGUCCGAUCGGUAGGGAAGACAUGCGUAAGCUUUCGAGAGAAGUUGCUUGGGCAAAGAACUGUCUUGUCCGCGAACAUGGAUGGGCACCUGUUGCUCUAGUCUUCGGGAGGGAGCCUCGGGUGUUUGGUGAGCUUUAUCAUGAAGGGAAUCCGAGUGCCUACCAUCCUUCCGUAGGCGAGCAGGGAAGCGACGUUGCUGUUCGUGUGCGAUACAGAUAUCAUGCGAAGAUGGAGUUCGUUCGCAGCCAGGCCCGGCAGAUGUUGUUGAAGACGGCUCACAAUCGCACGCGAAAGCUUCCGAUUCCCAAGAUUGGUCAGUUGGUCUUCUUUUGGAGAGCUGGAAACCAGAAGAAGGGUGAGAGCCAGAGUAAGUGGUUAGGGCCUGCUUAUGUGGUUGGACUGCAGGAUCGCAAUGCUUGGGCUACGUAUGAGGACCUGAUAGGACAGGAGGACCCCCAGGGUGAACCAAUGGAUGUCGAAACACAGCCUCUGAAUCGUGACCUCACGGAUGAGCUCAUGAUGGACGAAGACACCUGGGUUGGCAUGUUGACAGUGUUGGCAGCCCGGUUCUGGUGUCUCAUCGUGCAUGGGCCUUUAGGACUCAUCACGAUCUUUCAAAGCAGGACUCGAAAAGAUCACUGCUUGGAUGAUGUUCCGGCCUCUUUGAAAAGGCGCAAGCGCAUGCCGGAGAGUGCCCCAGUGCAUGUUGUUCAUCAGCCGACUCAAAGCAAAACUAAGCUUAAACGUAUGCUUGAGAAAGAGAUUCCCUACAACAACAUUCGUCCUCAAGAUAAGCAUCUUUACGAAGAGGCCGAGCAGAAAGAGUGGAAAUCAUGGCUUGACUACGACAGUUGUGAAAUCUUGAGUCCUGAAGAUAGCAAAACGAUCGAAGAAACGCUUCCUGAUCGCAUACUGCCUAGUCGUUAUGUUUUCCUCAACAAGAAUGCUGGGCUUCUCGACGACAGCGGGAAUCCACUCCCAGUCAAGGCGAAGGCCAGGUUAUGUUUGCAAGGUCAUCUUUGCCCAGACAGCAGGACGGGUCAGGUGCAGGUGGAUUCCCCUACGGUGGAAAGGGUGUCCACUAUGGUUUUCCUUCAUCUGGUUACGAGUUUGGGCUGGACAAAGGACUGGUACAUCGGAGAUAUUUCCAAUGCUUUCUUGCAGGGUGCUCCUUUGUCAGGCAAGCCGGACAUGUACAUGCCUGAUGCUCCAAGGGCUUGGUACAACGAGUUGGCUAGGAUCCUUGAGCAGGAACUGGGCUUCAGUAAGUGUCGGACAGAUCCAGCGAUGUUUGUUCUGCGAGACGAGGAUAGCCGUCUCAGGGGACUUAUGAUCGUUCACGUCGAUGAUGUCAUGUAUUGUCAUGACGGUGGCGAGUUGGGUAAGCGAGUCGAGGAGAGCUUGACCAAGCGCUUCCCUUUCGGUACUUGGUUGCAGGUCCGCGAGCAACAAGGCGGGGUUACCUACUGUGGGAAGGAGGUUAAGGUCAUGACCAAAGACGGCGAGACAUGUGUCACGCUUGCCCAGAAUGCUUUCAUCGACGGUCGUUUGCAGCCUAUGAGGAUUGAGUCCUCAAGGGCAAAGCAGUUGGAUGCCAGGGCUAAUCAAGAGGAGCUCACAGACUAUCGGUCGAUCGUUGGAAGUCUCCAGUGGCUCGCUGUUCAAUCUAGGCCCGAUGUUGCUUUUGAGUGCAAUCAACUGCAGAAACGGGUUUCUGAUCUCCGCGUCGCUGACUUGUUGAGAGCUAACAGAGCGGUUCGAGAGGUUGUUAGGAAUCGGAUGGAGAUCCUUUUCAGACCACUUGGGCCGGACGCUCAGCUCGUCACGUAUCACGAUGCGGGGCUCUACAGUAGUGUAGGGGCCGAGAUUGAUGAGAAGCAGUGUGAUGACAUUCUUCAAAGCACUCUUGAUAAGAAACUUGUCUACUCUCAGAAAGGUGCCGUUGUCGGUUUCGUCAAGAGGGGAGAGCUAGAGCAAGAGGGUCGAGUUCACAUCAAUGUCAUCGACUGGAGGAGUGCCACGAAUCGUCGAAUUGUUGAGUCAUCCUUCGCCGCGGAAACCCAUGCGGCAAUCAUGGGACACAACAUGUCGAGGUUCGCUCAAGUGUUGGUGUCUGAAGUGCACUACGGAUCGAAAAUCAUGGCCUCCGUGGAAGACGAUGGAUGGCAGCAACUAGUUCCGCUCACAAUGGUCACGGACUGUAAGAGUAUCUACGAUACUAUCCAUAAAGAUGGCCAGCACAUAGGAGAGAAGGGGAACAUUGUCCAUGCUGUGCUGUUGCGACAGCUUUUAACCACCCGGGACCAGAAGGAGUACCCCGGGAAGGAUCAGAGGUUUGCUUGUCCGAGCUUUUGCAUUAGAAGCUUCCGGUUUCUCCUUGCCGGUCGGACUGGCAAAGCGAAACUGGUGGCAUCGAGCGUGAGCCGGCGGGGAGAGAGCCGAAAAGAGCUCAGGGCUCUCAGUACCUCCUCCAUGGAUCUCUUUGAGAUCGCGGAGAAUCCGAGCGAGAAGAAGCCGGAGGCUCAGGCGGUGCCGGCACCGAUCGCCCCCAACACUGAGUCCAAUGCCAAAGCGAAGCGAAGUUUUACGAGUCGUUACGAGCUUGCGAAGGAGCAGGGCAACCGCGUGGAGGAGAUGAAGCAGAUGCACGCGGACAGCGAAGGUGAUGGCAUGGGCAAUGACUGCCUGCAGGAUCGCCUCCGACCCCUUCGAAGGUCUGCACAGCAGCUGGCCGCAUCAUUGCCUUUCAACGUCUUCUUUGCCCUUGUCAUCGUCUCGAACUCACUCGUCCUGGGGUUUCAGCUGGAGUGGAAUGCCAGCCGAGUACUGGACUCGCAAGACCAAACUGUGUGGAUCAUCGUUCAUGUGGCCUAUGCCAUACUCUUUACGAUCGAGAUGGUGAUUCGCAUCACAGCUGCGGGACCUGUCGUGUACCUUUGUGGUCCUGGCUGGGCGUGGAAUUGGCUGGAUGUCUUUGUGGUCCUUCCCGCUUGGGUGGAGCUAGCUCUGGACCUAAGUGCCCCAAGUGAGGGGGGAGACGGAGGAGCUUCAAGCAAUCUCCGAAUCGUGCGAGUCUUCAAGGUGACAAGGCUACUGCAGGUGGUCCGUUCCGUCCGCUUGCUCAAGUUCCUCUCAGCCUUGCGUGCCCUUGUCAUGUCGGUUGUUGACACGACCCGGCAGCUCGCGUGGGCGUUGCUGCUUCUAGGGUUGGUGAUCUACAGCUUCGGCAUUCUCUUCGCAGAUGCUGCGUUGGACUAUGGCAUCCGAUACGACCUUAGUGAGGAUGCGACGCUUUUGGAGUACUUCGGUGGGGUGUACCUGUCUUGCCAGACGCUCUUCCGUGCGAUUUUGGGUGGUUUGGACUGGGAGAUUGCCGCGAACUCACUGGCUCAAGUUGGCUGGUUCUGGGUCCAACUUUUUCACAGCUACAUCGCUUUUAGUGGCUUCGCUGUCUUGAAUGUCAUGACCGGAGUCUUUGUAAACUCGGCCAUCAAGACUCGUGAAAGGGAUCACGAGACCUUGCUUCAGAACAAGCAGCGCUUCAAGGAGCUGGUAUCGAAGAUAUGGUCGAGGAUGGAUUCUUCGGGGCAAGGACAGAUCACAAUCAUCGAGUUCGAGCAGAUGUUCGAGGAUGAAGAGAUGAAGGCUUUCUUCCAAACCAUCGAAAUCAAUGCCGUGGAUGCUUGGACCCUCUUCGAUAGCCUGGACGUGGAUGGAGAUCAUACCAUCAGCUUGGAAGAGUUCUCGGAGCGCUGCAUGCAACUCCACGGCGCAGCCAGGUCGGUGGACUUGUAUGCGCUGGUGAAGCAAAUUCACGCCUUGGGAGAACAGCAGCAUCAAAUGAGCGAUGCUUUGGCGACUCUGAUCGAAAGGACGAGCCAUGUGGAGGACAGCUUCUCGUUUGCCACUUUGUCACGCGACCCGCCGGACCGUGGUCUUCGUCUCGGAGAGCGCAAGCUCUCCUUGAAGCCCUCGGAAGCCGAGCCGGACUCCGUGCGCUGGGCCUCCUUCGGAGGCGGGAGCCGCGACUUUGCGUGGAGGUGCCUUCGCGCCAUCUUGGAGCUGACCGCCGUGAUCCUUUUGAUCAUGUACGUUCUGAAGUACCCCUAUGCGCGGUACGUCCUGUCUUUCUACGCCGAGACCGGGAAGCCCAACAGUUUAAACGGAAGGUUUCUGAUGCUCAUCUCCAUCAUUGCCAACCAGAUCAUCUACCUCUUCAGCGACAAAGUCGCCGAGGAUUUGAAUCUCUGGUACACCGAGCACAAGCAGAAGGCCUACCUGGGCUUCUACCUCGUGGCCAUGAUCCUGGAGCUGAUGAUGGACCUCUUCUUCACUGCGAGGACCACCUUCAACCAGCUUGUGGCAGCCGGUCGGCGGAGCUAUGGCGGCGAGAAGCUCUCGGACCUCGCGAGCUGGCCCUCCGGCUGUAAGCAUCAAAAAACCGCGAGAGCUGGAACUUAG
This is a messenger RNA of Symbiodinium necroappetens, 8361 nucleotides long. NCBI's taxonomy places the organism in Eukaryota, Dinophyceae, Suessiales, Symbiodiniaceae. The record is from the annotation of a GenBank genome assembly.